This is a messenger RNA of Wyeomyia smithii (pitcher-plant mosquito), 1741 nucleotides long. RefSeq lists its product as uncharacterized. The record is from RefSeq and is a predicted model, not a curated record. The transcript has 2 exons. The coding region runs from base 138 to 734 and encodes 198 amino acids. Lineage: Eukaryota; Metazoa; Arthropoda; Insecta; Diptera; Culicidae.
GCGAAAAAAAAAACAAUUAGAAAACAAGCAAAAAAGACGUGCGAAAGCUGUUUGCUGUUGCAGCCAAACAACAACAACAGUAUGCUAAGAGAAUAUGUAUAAUCCAGUGUAGGUAUUAGUCAUUCGCAGUUGACAUCAUGGUUCAGUAUGCUUCUCUUUACAACGAUUACGUUCCAUAUCAACUGGAUAGACCAUACAAGGACGACAAACGAAGUUUCCUACGACGAUGGGAUGCUCUGAAUGGAAUGAAGUGGGUUCCUGCGUCGAAUGGUGAAAUACCUCCUGAUGCUGUCGUGGCAGGACGCGACGGAAAACAGAAACUUUUCGUUGGUCGAGCGGAAGUGAUGGAAUCGGUUGCCCUAGGUUCAGUAAUACCGGAGGAAAAAGCCUGCUUUGUCCCCUGGGGUGGCAAAAAUUACGAGCGUAAACAUUAUGAAGUACUGUGUAGCAACGGCAGGUUCGUUCCAGUAGAGAGCUACAAUAUACUGGUCAGUGGCACACCGGCAGGUAUUAGUGAACAGGGUGAGCCGCUUUACAUCGGCCGGGCAAAAUACAAAGGUUCCUUGAUAAGUGGUAAAAUACAACGUUCAUAUGACACAUUUUACCUGCCGUACAAGAAAAAGGAGGUGGAACUGAAAAUUUCGGAUGCUGAAAUUUUUAUCAAGGGGAGUGAUGAACAUAGACGAUCGAAUAGAUUGCAAACGCUAGCGAGCAGCUCGAGGAAGUUUUUCUAGUGUUGGAUGUUAACAACUGCUACACCAAGUUUUCAGUGAUAUUAUCUAUCCUGUUAUCUUAAAGAUUCUAAUCAAAAUUUGAUUUGGUUGAUUAAAAUGAAUUUUUUUUUUUUUUUUGAUAAAGGGGUUUUUUUAGUAGCUUAAGUAUUUAUGAUAAACUAGCUUAACGUUCCCGGCGAUGCUCGGGAUCAAAAGUUUCAAAAUUAGAAAUAAUUUUUUAUGAUUCAUUGCAUUAUUAGCACAGCUCACUUCAAAAAUAUUUCACAUCUUAUACGUCCAUCAUCUUUUUAAGUAUUUUAACAUUCUGAGAACGCACAGAACGGAAAUACGGAUUUGGGGAUGUUUUACAGAAACUGUAAGUCGCCGUUUCGGGUUUCAAAAUGACAUAUGUAGUUUGGAAGUUUCGGAAGUAUUGAACUGGUUGGCCAAAUACCACUUUAGAUUAUUUUCCUGAAACCAGAAGUCAUUAUUCUGGAAAAUGUUGUGUGGGGUUAUCACAGUUCCGAAUAUACCACACUCGGGUGAUAACCGGAUAUUCGUCAAUCGUUCACAGUAAAACCUCUUUUUAUGUAACUUUCAGAAGAAAGAAAUCAAAGUAAGAAGAAUUUAGCGUAACCAUUCAUGCUUAGUUCUCCUCUAUAAUCAUAUCUAAAGAGAUAACAUUUGAAUUCUUGUAACGAAAAUGUUUGUUGGUGUCCAAGGAACACGUCUGAGAAGAAGUUAACGUUUUGAUCCACAUAACUACGUAGAAAUUAAAAAAAAAAAGAUUAAACCAAUGAAAUGGGGCCUUUCUUCCAGCCAAAUGUCCCAAAAUCUAGUUUUAGAAAAAGCAAAAAAGUAUUUCGAAUCCCGUAAUGUGAUACUAUUCACAAAACUACGAAAACAUCAGAAAUUGUAAUUGUGUAAAUUAAAACAUAAAUUCUUCUGCAAGAAAAUAUUUGCAGAUGUUGAAGGAACGACGAACAUUUUAUUGAAAAAAAAAAAAUUACAGGCGAACUAAGCUCAUG